Messenger RNA from Acanthosepion pharaonis, 1065 nucleotides. The record is from the annotation of a GenBank genome assembly. Lineage: Eukaryota; Metazoa; Mollusca; Cephalopoda; Sepiida; Sepiidae.
AUGGCGGACUUAAAGCGUCUCGCUUCUUUUCUUCUCCUCUAUUUGAUGUAUGUUGUAGAUUGCUUGGAGAUGUCAGCUUCAGAAUGUCUCACUCUGGGGAUGUUACCUGGCCUGAUGUGUCAUUCAUGUAAUGAUUUGGAUAGAUUUCACCUUUCACCCUUAAAAGCUGACUGCCAAAGCUGUUGUGAAGCAGACAUAGAUGGAGACAAACCACAACAGAAAUAUCCUUAUGCUGAAUUAGUUGUCCAAGCUUUUGUAAAAAGUGAGCGUCCUAACCAAUUUCCUGGUCUUACCAUUCGUUAUGUCCGUGGUGCUGAUCCCACUAUUCGGCUUUUGAAUGAUGAACACGAGGUUGUUGAGACCCUGGGAAUUGAGAAAUGGAACACGGACUCUGUGGAGGCUUUUUUCCAAGAACUCUCUCUCACUCUCUCUCAGUCUCACACACUCUCUGUCUCACACACUCUCUCAGUCUCUCUCACUCUCUCUCAGUCUCACACACUCUCUCAGUCUCUCUCACUCUCUCUCAGUCUCACACACUCUCUCAGUCUCUCUCACUCUCUCUCAGUCCCCACACACCUCUCAGUCUCUCCACUCUCUCAGUCUCUCUCACUCUCUCAGUCUCUCUCACUCUCUCUGUCUCACACACUCUCUCAGUCUCACACCUCUCUCUCUCUCUCCAGUCUCUCUCACUCUCUCUCCCACACUCACUCUCUCAGUCUCUCCUCACUCUCUCAGUCUCUCUCUCUCUCUCUCAGUCUCACACACUCUCUCUCUCUCUCUCACACUCUCACUCUCUCUCUCAGUCUCACUCUCUCUCAGUCUCUCUCACUCUCUCUCAGUCUCUCUCACUCUCUCUCAGAGAAAUUCCAAAAAUUGCACCCGACGACCCCGCGGGGGACGCAGUGCGGAAAUUUACUCUUGCAUUGGUGUCAGCAGUCUUGCCCUCAGUUGUACUUCCUUGAGCAAGCUCCCAACCCGAGACAAGGACGGUUAAAUGGCAACGGCCAUACGCCACGUUCAUGUCUCUCUCAAACGAGAUCAAUACGGACGGUCUCAUCUAAAUAG